UACAACUUUGCGCUAUCAUCAGGAAUGCGUUUUCGCAAGUACCGGUAAUCCGAAGGCGCGAUUAUGCUAUCACGCUACUAUGGGAUAUUUAUCUUGUGUAUUGCCACGGUAGCUGGAGCAUCGUUUCCGUCGGUGGGGAGAUGGUGUUCUAUCUGGUUCACGCUAAGUAGCGUUAGCGUGCUACUCACCUUACCGGAGAUCACACACCAAUGGUCACUCUUAGGAUUGAAUCUCUGGUCAAAUCAUGCAACGCAUAAGCCGACGUCUAACGAGCUUUUUGAACGUGACGCGACUCGAUUUUCCAGGGUGCUGAACUUCUUUCCCGUUCCGGUCGAAGAAGAGUGCCUGUCCGAGGACAAACGACGUCAGGGAAUAUGCAUGAACACAUAUGAGUGCCGUAUUCAGCGCGGGCAAUCUCACGGAUCGUGUGCGCUCGGUUUUGGCGUGUGCUGCAUAUUCACGGCAAGCUGCGACAAUGAGGUACAGAAUAAUCUGACCUACGUGACCAGUCCUGGUUUUCCCAACCUCAUCGACCGGCCUAUGAACUGUUCAGUGCUUGUACGAAAGAUCGAUACGGAGGUCAGCCAGUUGAGGAUCGACUUCGUCCAUUUCAACAUUGGUCAGCCAAACGCUUUGACUGGCGUGUGCGAUGGAGAUGUCAUGGUAAUUAACAGUAACAAGACAUCUUUCGAACUAUGCGGAUGGAACAGCGGACAACAUGUGUACGUGGACGUGGGCGAAGGCAACGAACCAAUCACUUUAAACUUCCGGCUGCCAAGCGGACUGCAGUCACGAAUGUGGGAGAUGCGGGUGAUGCAGCUGGGUUUCGAGCAACGUGCACCAGUUGGAUGUCUCCAAUACUUUCGCUCGCCCAACGGCACGCUAAGGACAUUUAAUUAUCUCCCGAACGGCAGAUAUCUCGCCGAACACGAUUACCUAUUAUGCGUACGUCAGGAAAGAGACAUGUGCGGUAUCUCUUAUCAACCUUGCACGCGAGACUCUUUUCGGAUAGGUCCUAAUAGAUCUCAAGAUAUGUCCAAUACGACCAAUAACACAAUUCCCGCAAUGAUCGCUGCAAACAGCGGAAAUGCCUCUACAGCUGUCGAUCCAAACGUCACUUCUGUAAACGGUUCCGGUAUGGACAUUGUCGAGGGAUCCGGAGCAGGAUUAUCUGAACAGGAAAUGGCUUUUAUCUCCAACAUGAAUUCGGUACCUUUUUUUGGAAGACGGUGCAGAGACAGGAUACUUAUUCCUUGCGAUUUCGAGGAAUUUAUUACACCGGGAAACAACAUGGCAGGUAUCUGUAAUUUGGAGCGUUGCGGCAGUUCACUGUGCGGCCGAAACGAACUCGACACAGAAGGCAAUUGCCGAGUCGAGACUUGGACUACUCCCUUUCGUAUAAGGGUAGCGUUUGGUCCGGGUAUCAACAUGGACGGCACAUUGGAAGACAAUGCCGGCAUGUGCCUCACGUACCAACAGUUAGCUUGUGUAGCUUGAGCGUUAUAAUUAUCUCACUCUUCUUAUGCAAGGCGCAUAAAACGUAAAGCAGAACGCUGGACGACCUAUAAAUGCGGAGACAACUGUCGAACAGAAGAAGGAAGCGUCAUCGACUGCAUCUGUACUGUCUGCAACACUGUUUCUGUAGCAUUGUCAAGCGACGUCGUUGUCGCUUUAGCAGGCGUAAAUAUAGGAAAUAUUUUCGAACGAAAUAAAGAAGAUUUCGCUUGCGGGGGAUUUUGUUCAUUCGGCUUAGACUAAUGGACGUGAGAUUACGGGACGGGAAUUAUGGGAUUGAGAUUGAAGUAUUGUGUUGUAUAAUUAAUACCGCAAAAAAAUCAAAGAGUCAAAUAGUUUUUAUUUACAAAUGAACUAGCUUAAAUCGUAAACGCAGCGCACAACUCUCGAUAUAGUGAUAUAUGUAUAUAUAUAUAUAUACAUAUAUAUAUAUACAUACGCCUUUGUGUCCCGCUUCUUUUUUUUUUCUCUUAUUCGAUUACCCGUCACGAUCAUCGGCUACAAUACGCAGUGUAUUAAUCACGGGGCACCGAUUUCUCACGUCGAGAUUUCCCCAAACGCGAGAUUAGCGGUAGAACGAUUAUUUAUAUAUAAUGUAUGUACGAUGGUAGCUUCCGCUGCGGAAGGCGCCGACGACAAUCACGGCAAUCGUUAGCGAUAACAAUAAUGACGUUACAAGAAUAAAUUAUAAUGUCGUUAAUACAAUAAUAAUGUCGACGAUGACAACAUCACCUCGAAUUGCUCUUCUAGAAGAAACGUGUGCUCGUCAUCUUGCCUCCGAAGAAGUCAAGAUCGCGUUAGUCUUCCUUUUAUACAAGCUAUUUCGCAUAUAUCUAUAUAUAUAUACGUCGUGUAUAAUAAUUAUAAUUCGUAAUUCAUAAUGAUAACGAUAAGAAAAUUAGCGGUAAUAUAAUGAAGACAAUUCGACGACAGUGGUGAACUGCAGCGGUUACUUCGAUGUCGUCGUCGGCGACGUCGCUGUCGUAUAAUUCGAAAUCAUACGUAUCUACCUACGAAGUCAAAAGGACUGUUAAGUAGCAUAAGAGAGGGCGGUGGUCGCGACGAACGUGUAUGCAAAUAUGUACGUGAUUAUGUGUGUCAUUGUAUACGGUCACUUAGUGCGGGGGCACAUGUUUUUGUCCUAUAAUACUCUAUAAUUUUUUGGAUAUCCGUGGGGCAUUUAACUCGCGAAGUGCUGAGGCCAUAUAUUUCGAGUAAAUCUAUACAGAAGUUAAGUUUAAAUAAAUAAUAAUACACGACGUAAAAAAGGGGUUUAUUUCUACUUUUUUUUUUUUUAUUGAAACGGUAUACCAAUUUUUAUUUCACAGCUGCUAUAUGUAAAACGCGUCAUAUAUAAUAGGCUUUCUACAAUAAACCAUGCAUUACUUAAACUUUAAGCUAUAAAAAAUUGACUAAUCACAGUCACAUGUGAGAACAAUAAUCGACCAUGAUUAAUCAAUUUUUUACUUAAGUCUUACAGCUUAGGUAAUAUUACAGCUGCUGUCAGUAGAAAAAAAUAGUUUUGCAACUGUUAUAAAAUUCUUUAAUAUGAUUAAUCUUGCCUUUAGAGUUUCUCACUGGAUCUGAGUAAUAUAAAUCAAUCAUAUUCAAGAAUUUUACAACAAAGUUGCAAAGCUGCUUUUUCUGUUAAAUGCAGCCAAUAGCUUAUCGCAGAAAGCCUAUAAAUGAUGUAUCAGUUGAAAUGCCCAACAAAAAUGUCCAACAAUAAUUUUGUAACAAAAAAUUAACGGUCGGUUGUCUUCAAAAUGAUUAAAUACCCCACUGUAUCCGAUUGAGCUACGUGUUCUUGAAGAACUGUCGGACGUUCGUCGUUGUAUUUACAUCGUCGAGCGAUACAACGGAGCAAUGUACAAUUCAUGGCGCUUACGGUAUGCACAGGUAACGUGAGACUCAAGCAAAUGAUAUUUGACAGUACGAUAUCGAAUCUCGAGAUAUUUUGUGGAAUAUCCGAUAAAAGAUUCAAGUCUGUUUCGCGAUGGUGAAUUUGACGAGAGAUUCGGAUGUUCGGAUGUCGGUAAUCUCCGAUAAGUUUUUUCCGAAGUUUAAAAAAUUUAUUUACGUAUAACAUGAAAAUCUCUUUCGACGAGAUUUUUUUUGUUUUUUUUGUUUAUCCUUACAUGCUUGUAUCGAGAGUUAUCAAAGAAUCCGAGAAGUUGUCACAUAUCCGAAGUAUAUCCGUUGGGAUAUAUGAAACUUCUAUACGAUUAUCUGGAAUUAUUAAUAUCCGAUUGAUAUCCGAAAGUUCGGAUGUCCGGAUAUAACUUGUACCUCCGUAUAAAACUUGUAUCCGCGUAACCUGCACAUCCCGUUAUCAAUUAACCGAAUUCUACGUAUUAGAAAACCUGGUAUUACAAAACCGGAUUUUUACCCUUGAUUCUGAACAGCAGCGAAAUCAAACGGAAAACGCUUAAAGGAAAACGCAGAAAGGUAACGAGAACCCCAAAGGCGAUCAGGAUUGCCAGAUUUUUCUUUUCGGAUCGCAAACGGUGGAUCCUGAAUUUAAUAGUAGCGAAGAAAAUCGGGUCUUUCAUUCUGGGUCAAAUUGGCACAGAAUACGUAACGUUAAAUGGAAAGUAACAGCACGCGAGUAAACACGUAGCGAGAAUAAAUUUAACGCGUUUGUAACGAGUCAGCAAAUGGAUAAUCAAUAAUCAUUAAUCAAUUUCGAUUAGCCGUGGCGUUAGCACAUCGCGUUAUCGUAUACCCGCUUAAGCCAGGCUUUAAAGUGGGACGCUCGAUGUUGAAAGCGAGGGUGUCGAGGGUACAUGCGUCAGGAAGAAUCGGAACAUUUUCGCGAAGAAAAAAAAAAAAAAAGAAAAAGAAAAAGUCUUGACUAUCCGGCAAUCCUGCGUAACUAAAAGCAAGGAGCGAACGCGAUGGUUAAACCGCAAGCGGCAAAUGUACAUUACUGUAAAUUAUGCUAACGUUACUGGCCGUCACGAAAUGAGUAGGUACCAUAAGACGUCGCUACCAAUGAUGCAGCAUCAGAGCAACAAAUGUGUGUGGAUCGCACAUACACAUGGAAUCUGUACACACUCGCUUUUUCCCCUUAAAAACUGUUGUGCGUGCGUGCUCAUUGUACCCGCCGCCGAUAUGCAUUUUCUUUUUUUCUCCUUCCCCCUUCCCCUCGCCCAUUUCUGGUCGUUUUACUGGGUCAUUUAAGGUAGGGGAAACGAUUGUAAUUCGUAAAUUGAUCGAUGAUUCUACGAGCGAUUAUCGUUUAUCGAAGAAGAGAGAGAGAAAGAGAGAGAGAGAGAGAGAGAGAGA
Molecule: messenger RNA, 4803 nt
Organism: Acromyrmex echinatior (Panamanian leafcutter ant)
Lineage: Eukaryota; Metazoa; Arthropoda; Insecta; Hymenoptera; Formicidae
Source: RefSeq, a predicted model, not a curated record